Molecule: messenger RNA, 1371 nt
Organism: Acipenser ruthenus (sterlet)
Lineage: Eukaryota; Metazoa; Chordata; Actinopteri; Acipenseriformes; Acipenseridae
Exons: 2
Coding region: 66-905 (279 amino acids)
Source: RefSeq, a predicted model, not a curated record
UAAAGCAUAGCUGUUUCAGCAUCAAGGUAGCAAAGCGGAAUACAGAAACACAUACGCAGCAGGAAAUGAUUAAACGAAGAAUGAGACCAGGGGCGUUAGGAAGGCUCGGGACCCAAAACGAGGAGCUGGUGACCUCCCAGUUUAAAAAUACAGUCAGUGAAGUCAAGCCUCUGGUUAAGAAUGGCAAGGCUCUCAAAGCACAUGGUUUCCAUCUGUCAAAUAGCCAUGGAGAUGAGAGACCAGGUCAGGUUACAGCAAGACCCCUGUUUGAAGGUCCAGCACUGACAGAGGCAAUGCCAAUUAGAUCAGCACCACCACCGAAAGAAUCUGACGACAUCUGCCCAAGGAGACCUUUGAAGCUUGCCCCUUUGGAGCUCUCCAGUGAGGUGAAAGAAGCUCAGCUACAGAAAAUCAAGGGGAUUCAGCUGGAAGCCAGUAUGGCAGCCCAGAAAUUGGCCACCACCAUUAAUGAACCUUACCCCAGAAAGGGAAAAAAUCGAACAAAAGAGGACUUUGACACCUCGGCUGGGAUGUUUAAAAGCAGUCAUUUAAAGGAAACUCCAUUAGCCCAAACACCCCUGAACACAGCAGGGUCAAUCAGGGCGGCCCCUGCACCCAUCAUCCAAGAUGAAAGAAACAGCAUACUCCCCUGCAAACCCUUGGUUCCAAAGCUUGCCAUCGCAAAGAGUGAGGCUCAAGGACAACGUUCCAGGGAUAGCAGCAGGCACUGUGAAAAUCCUAACCUGUUACACACUUCAGGCAGACGCCGUCUAAGGUCAAGGCAGGGAAAAGGCCUUGAGGAGGAUCAUGGUAAGUCGCCAAAUCCAGACAGAUUAUCUGUGGAUAACGGCAAACCAUUCAGGGGACCUCAUUCUACAGGUGUCAGCGGACAGAAAAAACACUGAAGGAUGCAAGCCUUUCAUUAUACAAUGCAGAGAGAAAGAAUUCAAGGAUAACUGACUUGACAGGAAGUGGGGCAGAAACAGGAAGGGAUUCAGGCAAGCAAGCCACCAGGAGGACGGCCCUUAGGAUAGACUCCAAGAUGAUGAGGACAAACAAGACAACACUUAGAAUGAACAGUGAAACAAAAAAAAUAUUGUGGUUGCUUUCACAGUUACGGGACCCAUUCUUCUGAACAGAUAUUAAGUAAAUAACCAAGUUGCAGAUUCGAAAAUAGCUUUGUUGCAUUUAAAUAUACACAUGUUUUCCAUACUUUAAAGUAACAAUCUUGCCAGCAGUGUUAGUGAAAUUAAGAGCAUUAAUAAACUUGCAAAAGCUCAAUGAUUUGCCUUUGCCUUGGAGAGCUAUAAUGUAUAUCACUUGCAGAAACACUGGCUUUUUACUGGCUUAUUAAAAACUUACAUUUUUGUA